AUGUCCUCUGAUAAGCAUUUUCCUCUCCACGUCCAACACGAAAUUAUCAAGCACUACUUGGAGGCUGUGGCACCUGCCAACAGACACGAUCCCUACCCCUACGACGAGCUCACCCGCCUCAUGCUCGUAUGUAACGAAUGGAAGUCCUUCGUCCUCGGGUUAAAGACCUUCUGGAAGAACGUGACCAUCACGCACUCCGGUGCCAUGGGACGUGCCAUCAUGCGGAGUGGGGAUGAACUGCUCGACGUCCGCGGACGCCUAAUCAAUGUAGAGGAGGAGGAGAACCUAUCGCGGCUCGACCUUCUUCUCCAGUACAGAGCACGGAUCCGGAGCCUGGAUUUGGUCACCUCAAGAAUGGUAUUGGCACAGUGGGAUGCGGAUCGUUACACUGAGGUCUCCGUGCUGAAGAAUGUCAUCCUGGAGACAACAAACGGCACACACCAAGAUCCUGAAACCCGAGAAGAGGAUCUUCUUGGCAUCUUCAAGACACCUACCCUGAGGACGGUAGAACUGAAGGGCUUUACUGACCGAGAGGCCAAUACUUUGAUGACCAAGAGAGUUGAAGUGUUGAAACUUCAGGGGAUGAGGUUCACAGACAGACCAUACUGGACACGGGGACGAUACGAGACACACAACUCAAUCAUGCCAUGCGCUCUCGCUUCCAUGAAAAGCCUUCAACGGCUAUAUAUUGACUCAAGGUUGUUUGGGGAAAAUGCGCGCUAUGAGGAAGGUGUCAAACUCCCCUCUCUGAAUUUCUUGUCUCUCGUCAUCGGGACGAAGGAGCUUGCGAAGGCCCGACCUAUCCUCUAUGUACGAAAUCUCCGGGGAGCUUGUGUUGAGAUCCUGGCCCCUCCCGACGAUGCAGGAUGGAUCAUGCGGUCGAUUGGCAGUCUGUUAGAUGAAAUACCCUGGAAAACGACAAUGCCUGUAGCCCGACUCAUAGUCGACGAACUGAACAUCCUAUGCAUCACCUUUAUGGACGGUUCACGAGAAGCGCUAAAAAUCCGCUUCCAUCGCAUCGGAGAGCUCGGGACAAUCUUUCGCCUCGUGAGGUAUAACCUCUCGCGAUGCCUGGAGAGAUUAGAAAGUUUAUGCAUCCUCAUGCAUAAUGGACAGAGAGCGAUGAAGAAGCUCGAGACGGAGGCCUUGGUCCUAAUGCUAUCGGGUACGCCAGGCUUACGCCACCUGGAAGUCCAGAUACCCAUGAAGCCGGACGACGUGUUAAAGCCCUCCCCGGUGAAGCUGCCGAAACUAGCAUCGAUCGCGGCGGGGAUUACCCAAGCCGAGGACGCCCGCUUCCUCACCUUCUUGGAUGCACCGUUGUUACAGCAUGCAAACUUCGAAGUCAGCGCGAUGGACGAAGAUGUACCUUCUAUCUUGGAAUCCGUGACGCCUCACCUGAACCAGAUAGCCGAGAACGAACCAUUACCGAUCGCCGAGUUCCAACUCUUGGGGCGGACACGACACAAUGUAUACAUUACCCUGGGCAACGGAGAGGGACAACUUCGUGGGAUCGAUCUAGAAUUCAAGGGGAUCCGAGCCCAAGCAGCCCUGCUGCGCUCACUAGCAACACACGUCGCUCCCUCCUUCCAGCUGGUGGAGGACCUGUUCAUCCGGAAGGGAGAUGGAUACGCGGACGGUGCGGAGGGAGCGUGGUAUGCGAUUUUCAAACAUAUGCCCAAGGUCCGUACGCUGCGUGUGGAAGGGCAAGGCUCGAAAACCCUGCCAUUGGGGCUUGCGUACCGUGAUAAGGGCGAGGAAGCCUACCACCCGCUUUUCCCUCGCCUUGAAUCACUAACCCUGGAGUCCGUCUGGUUCCGUCCACCGAAGAAGAGGGGACGCUCGAAAACCGGGAGAGGAUUCAUCAACGAUCUGUUAAGAUCGUUAAAGUGUCGCGAUGACGCAGAACAAAUUAACAUUCUUACCCUUCGCAAGGUUCGCAAGAUUUAUGACAGUGAUAUUGCUGACUUGAAGGCCUUGAUAAAAGAGGUCACUCGGGACAAGUGA
Molecule: messenger RNA, 2007 nt
Organism: Gloeophyllum trabeum ATCC 11539
Lineage: Eukaryota; Fungi; Basidiomycota; Agaricomycetes; Gloeophyllales; Gloeophyllaceae
Exons: 1
Coding region: 1-2007 (668 amino acids)
Source: RefSeq, a predicted model, not a curated record